UUAGUGUUGUUUGUCUGGGCGUCUGCUUGCAAAGGAAUGUUCAAUGUGUUGCGCGCGUGAGCUUCUUACGCACAGAAGCGGAAGUAAUCUUUCCUUGUGCAAAAUGGAUGUUUCAUUCUUCUUCACUGUGACAUAGUUCUUUCUGAUUGUCAAUUGCUGAAGUCUGCAAACUUGGAACGUGAAUUAGAUUAUUUCGCAAAUUCAAUCUGGUUGGAUACGACGGUUAAUUAAUGUUGGUCUAGCUAAGUAGUUGCGUGUCAAUGAGUUGUCUUUUGGCACAUGCCGUUUUACCUGCAGAGCUUUAGACUGCUCGUACAGGGUGGUGUAUCCACCUCACCAGUGAAGGAAGUGUACAUUGCUGUCAAUGAUACACUUGAACUAAACUGUUCUAUCAAUGCAACAAUUCAUAAUAUUCACCCAACACAGCUGGGAUGGAAACAUCAUGGACUGAUACUUAUUAACUUCACAUGUAUACUCAAUAACAACACAAUUCAACUGAGGAAAAACCACACUCAGUAUGACGAUGCAGGAGUUUAUGAAUGUGGAUUGUUCAAUUCUGCAAAGUUUCAGUCUGUACAGAAAAUUGUGGUCGUGGUUGGAGAAAAGCCCCAAAGUAUUAGUAGACAGCAAUUUAAUGUAGCAGUCUAUGGAUUUCCAGUGCAGGAAGUAAUUGUUAAAUGGCCAACACUGCAAGCAAAUGUGACAAAUGAACUCUUUGUUGGUCGAGUUCCUGCUGACGAUCCUUUUGAUUGUGUAUUCAAUAGUACUGCACAAUACAGAAGAACCCCAGAGUUUCAGAAUGAAAUGCUGUCAUGCCAUAUUGGAACAGAUGUCCUUGGAAAGUUGUUUCAAGGGGAUGAGCUGUGGGAUCAUUGCAGUAACCCUUUUUAUACGUGUUCCGUACUAUGUGUCAAGGUGGUAGUUAAGAAUUCAUUUGGUGUAAGUGAGAGUGACCCAGCACGUUGGAAUUUGGUACACGAGACACUUUGUCCCCCUCUUCGCAAUCUGACUGUGUCAUUUGGUGAACAUCAUUUUACCGCCAGUUGGCAGUGUCAACAAGUAGAAAUGCGUGUGGAUUAUGAUGUUACAUAUGUCAUAACACCAGUGCUGACAGGAGAGACAUCACCUCUCCAAACGUUUAAGGCCCGUGCUAAGAACUGUACUGAAUAUGUUUUUCGGAGCACACAUGCAAUUAUACCAUUUGCAUGGUAUAAUUUUACAGCAACUUGUAGCAUGCGAUUUCAAAAGGGCCCUGCUGUUCAUACUGAAGUAAAAAGCAAAGAAGCUGCACCCAGUGAAGCUCCCCCUUCAUGUGAAGUGAAGAACAGGUCAAGACAUAAAGCUUCUGUAUACUGGAAGUUGCCACCAAUUAGUACUUGGAAUGGCAAACCCAACAAGUUCUUGGUUUACUAUGGUGAUCAAAGGGUAGCUGUCAACACAUCCCUGGCUGAAUUACUAACACUUCCUGACAGAUCGCCGGCUCCAGUCAAGUUAAAAAAUCUUGAUCCAGGCAAAAAUUACACCGUAAGCGUGGCCAUGUGCACUGCAGGCGGUUGUGGAAACAUGAGCGAGCCAUGCUUCAUUCUCGAGAACAAUGAAGACGACUCUGAUACAAUAGUUGCCAGUGUUGCCAGUCCUGACCGUACAGGUAUGAUAACUGGGCUAGUCAUCGCUAUUGGAGCAGUAGCGGGACUCCUUCUUGGGGUUUUAAUAUGGCGAAAAAGGUAAUGUAUGUUCUCUCAGUCAGUCAGUCAGUCAGUCAGUCAGUCAGUCCUUAGUCAGUCAGUCAGUCAGACACAGACA
Molecule: messenger RNA, 1803 nt
Organism: Orbicella faveolata
Lineage: Eukaryota; Metazoa; Cnidaria; Anthozoa; Scleractinia; Merulinidae
Molecular function (GO): protein binding
Source: RefSeq, a predicted model, not a curated record